This is a messenger RNA of Neltuma alba, 1007 nucleotides long. RefSeq lists its product as uncharacterized. The record is from RefSeq and is a predicted model, not a curated record. NCBI's taxonomy places the organism in Eukaryota, Viridiplantae, Streptophyta, Magnoliopsida, Fabales, Fabaceae. The transcript has 2 exons. The coding region runs from base 176 to 688 and encodes 170 amino acids.
UUUAUAUGUUUUAUUUAGUUCAACUUUAGUCUUUGCGAACUGGAUCUGAAGUCACUGAUCUAGGAUUGCUGAGUUAGCGGGGGUAAGAUACAAAAUCAGAGAAGAGAAUUAAUAUGAACGAGUUCAAGCCUCGAUUCAUUAGGCUGGCCCCUGUAUGCUGUGUUUACAAUGAGAUAUGGAAGAAGACAAGCUUUAUCAGGGAAUCAACGAGUAUCGGAAGACCCUAAAGUUGACAACACUAACCAAAAAUGACAAUGCUGAGUGCCUUGCUGAUGAACUAGCUGACCAGUUUAAGAAUCAGCCCUGUACGAACGCCACAGGUGCCAACACAGUACCAGGAACUGAGCCCCAGUUUCCCAAUUAUCCAAACCUUUUGGCUAAAUGUCACUUGAAUGUUUCCAACACAAGGGAUGGAGCUGUGAUGCCUGCCUGCGUUCCUGGCCUGGAUCCGAGCCUUGUCCUCCCAAAUUUCACAAAGUCGCUCUACUCCCAAAAUCUCAAUGACACAAAGUAUACCGGAAUUGGUAUUGGCUCUGAUAAUGACUGGAUUGUUGUUGUGCUGACCACUAGCACUGCAGAGGGAAGCUAUGCGCGGGCUACUUCUAAUGGUGCUGAUAUGAUUUCCAAGACCGGUUUAAUGUACUGUUCAAUGCUUUUGCUGGCACUUGGCAACAUUUUCAUGCUGUGAAUGUAGAAGAUUACUACUAGCAAGAGAGGGUCUUCCUUUUUUACAGACUACGAAGAAGACAAAUGUUUUUUGAAGAGAUAAAGAAAUCCCUUUGUAACUGCUGUUUCGGUAUUGAUUGAUUGCGGAAUGAUACAGAAGACAAAUACAAGAAAAAAACUAAUUCAUUCCCAUGGUUGUUAAAUCUUAUUGUCGUCGUCAUCAACAUUCUUGAGGGUAUAGUGUGGAAUUCCAAAUGUCAUGUGAACUGGAAGCAAUAAAUUUUAUUUGUGGCCACUUCGGGUAUUUAGUUUCCUUAUGUAAUUUCUGAUGCUUAGCCUGA